Dipodomys spectabilis (banner-tailed kangaroo rat) is the source of this 1216-nucleotide messenger RNA. Its product is annotated as disks large-associated protein 1-like. The transcript has 2 exons. Gene Ontology annotation, biological process: signaling. The record is from RefSeq and is a predicted model, not a curated record. The coding region runs from base 23 to 1216 and encodes 397 amino acids. Gene Ontology annotation, molecular function: molecular adaptor activity. Gene Ontology annotation, cellular component: postsynaptic specialization; glutamatergic synapse. NCBI's taxonomy places the organism in Eukaryota, Metazoa, Chordata, Mammalia, Rodentia, Heteromyidae.
CGGUGGAUGCUUCCGGGCAGCGAUGAAAGGCUUAUCGGGCAGCCGUAGCCAUCACCACGGGAUCACCUGUGAGUCUGCUUGUGACUCGCUGUCCCAUCGCUCGGAUCGCAAGCCCUACCUGCUGAGCCCGGUGGACCACCACCCUGCCGACCACCCUUACUACACCCAGCGAAACUCCUUCCAGGCCGAGUGUGUGGGUCCCUUCAGCGACCCCCUGGCUAGCAGCACCUUCCCACGUAGACACUACACGUCCCAGCAGGAGCUGAAGGACGAGUGCGCCCUGGUGCCCCGCACUCUGGCCACCAAGGCGAAUCGCAUCCCCGCCAACCUGCUGGACCAGUUCGAGAGGCAGCUGCCCCUCAACCGGGAUGGCUACCACACCCUGCAGUACAAGCGUACGGCCGUGGAGCACCGCAGCGACAGCCCUGGCCGCAUCCGCCACCUGGUCCAUUCGGUCCAGAAGCUUUUCACCAAGUCCCACUCCCUGGAGGGGCCGUCCAAGGGCAGUGUCAAUGGGGGCAAGGCCAGCCCGGAUGAGACGCAGACUGUGAGAUACGGCAAGCGCAGCAAAAGCAAGGAGCGGCGUUCAGAACCCAAGGCGCGAUCCAAUGCCUCCAACACCUCCCCGACCUCUCCAAGCUGGUGGAGCUCUGAUGACAACCUCGACGGCGAUAUGUGCAUCUACCACACACCCUCGGGCGUGAUGACCAUGGGCAGGUGCCCCGAUCGCUCGGCCUCACAAUACUUCAUGGAGGCCUACAACACCAUCAGCGAGCAGGCGGUGAAGGCCUCCCGGAGUAACAAUGAUGUCAAGUGCUCCACGUGUGCCAACCUGCCGGUCAACCUGGAUGCCCCACUCCUGAAGAAGAGCGCGUGGUCCUCCACGCUCACCGUGAGCAGAGCCCGGGAGGUUUAUCAGAAAGCCUCAGUGAAUAUGGACCAAGCCAUGGUGAAGUCUGAGUCCUGUCAGCAAGAACGCUCUUGCCAGUACCUGCAGGUUCCUCAAGAUGAAUGGUCAGGAUACACACCUCGAGGUAAAGAUGAUGAAAUUCCAUGCCGAAGGAUGCGAAGUGGUAGCUACAUCAAGGCCAUGGGAGAUGAAGACAGUGGGGACUCAGACACAAGUCCCAAGCCUUCUCCUAAAGUGGCUGCACGAAGAGAAAGUUAUCUCAAAGCUACUCAGCCAUCCCUCACAGAGCUCACCACACUCAAGUAA